Molecule: messenger RNA, 1818 nt
Organism: Abrus precatorius (Indian licorice)
Lineage: Eukaryota; Viridiplantae; Streptophyta; Magnoliopsida; Fabales; Fabaceae
Product: internal alternative NAD(P)H-ubiquinone oxidoreductase A2, mitochondrial-like
Exons: 9
Coding region: 166-1818 (550 amino acids)
Molecular function (GO): NADH dehydrogenase activity
Source: RefSeq, a predicted model, not a curated record
CACGCAUCAUAUUUAACCCUUACACAACUUAUGCAUGCUCAUUUGGCACAUCAACAAAGCGUCAAAAACUCCUUCAAUCUUCAUCACCCGUAACCUCAUUACCAAACCAAAGAAAAGCUUAUAUAAGGUGUAAAGGCUUGUCCCCAGAAAUUGUUUCCUCAGAAAAUGGCAUUGGCAAGGAUUGCUAGGGCCAACCUGAGAAAAUCAGGAGGUGCUCUUGGUAGUUAUGCUCGUGAGAAGGAUGUGUUCAAUGAGGGAGCCUACACAAGCAAAUGCUCCUUACCUUCCUAUGUAAAUUUCAAAUCAGAUGGAAAGUUUUCGUAUGUUCCAAGAAUCAAGGAACAGAACUACAUGAACUUUUCAAUGAGAGAAAUAUCAGGAACCCCAUACCAUCAGUUUCCUUCUGCUAACACACAGAGGGUUAUAGAGGACUCUGAGUCAGAGUUGGAGUAUGAUCAACCAAGAUAUGCAGGACUAGAGGCAACAAAACCAGGUGAAAAGCCUAGAGUGGUUGUUCUUGGUACUGGUUGGGCUGCUUGUCGGUUCCUCAAAGGUUUAGACACCAGAGUUUAUGAUGUUGUAUGCAUAUCACCAAGAAAUCACAUGGUCUUUACUCCUUUGUUGGCUUCAACAUGUGUUGGAACCUUGGAAUUCCGGUCUGUUGCCGAGCCUGUUAGCAGAAUACAGGAUGCAUUGUCAAAGGACCCCAACUCCUACUUCUUUCUAGCCUCCUGCACUGGCAUUGACACACACAAACAUGAAAUCUAUUGUGAGGCAGUUAACAAUGGUGGAUUGCCUCGAGAGCCUUACCAAUUUAAAGUCGCAUAUGACAAGCUUGUAAUUGCAGCUGGAGCUGAGCCUUUAACUUUUGGUAUCAAGGGAGUAACCGAGCAUGCUUUUUUUCUUCGUGAAGUGAACCAUGCUCAAGAAAUAAGGAAGAGACUUCUCCUUAACUUGAUGCUUUCUGAAAAUCCAGGGAUAUCAGAAGAAGAAAAGAAACGCCUUUUACACUGCGUAGUUAUUGGAGGUGGUCCUACGGGAGUAGAAUUUAGUGGUGAACUGAGUGAUUUCAUCAUGAGAGACGUUCAUGAGCGUUACACUCAUGUUAAAGAUUACAUUCAUGUCACGCUCAUUGAGGCAAAUGAGAUACUGUCAUCCUUUGAUGUUAGCUUACGGCAAUAUGCAACAAAGCACUUAACAAAGUCUGGGGUCCGUCUUAUGCGAGGUGUUGUGAAGGAAGUGCAUCCCAAAAGGAUAGUUCUGAGUGAUGGAACAGAAGUUCCUUAUGGACUCUUGGUCUGGUCCACAGGGGUUGGUCCCUCUAAGUUUGUGAAGUCACUAAAUGUUCCUAAAUCUCCUGGUGGAAGAAUUGGUGUUGAUGAAUGGUUGCGUGUUCCAUCUGUGGAAGAUGUCUUUGCCCUUGGAGAUUGUGCUGGUUUUCUUGAACAAACUGGAAAGCCUGUGCUUCCAGCUCUAGCUCAGGUUGCUGAAAGGGAAGGGAAGUUUCUUGUGGAGUUGUUCAACAAAAUAGGGAAACAGAAUGGAGCCAAGGCUUUCUCUGCAAAAGGCAUGCCACUUGGUGAGCCUUUUGUCUACACGCAUCUUGGGAGCAUGGCAUCAGUAGGUCGCUAUAAAGCACUAGUUGAUCUACGACAGUCAAAGGAUGCAAAGGGGUUGUCACUUGCUGGUUUCAUUAGCUGGCUGAUAUGGCGCUCUGCAUAUCUUACCCGUGUAGUUAGCUGGAGGAACAGGUUUUACGUGGCAGUGAACUGGGCUACCACUUUGGUCUUCGGCAGAGACAACAGCAGGAUUGGUUGA